This is a messenger RNA of Aphanomyces invadans, 1893 nucleotides long. RefSeq lists its product as hypothetical. The record is from RefSeq and is a predicted model, not a curated record. The transcript has 2 exons. The coding region runs from base 1 to 1893 and encodes 630 amino acids. Lineage: Eukaryota; Oomycota; Saprolegniomycetes; Saprolegniales; Verrucalvaceae. Gene Ontology annotation, molecular function: ATP hydrolysis activity; ABC-type transporter activity; ATP binding. Gene Ontology annotation, biological process: transmembrane transport. Gene Ontology annotation, cellular component: membrane.
AUGACGUCGGAUGUCGUCCUCAGCACGUUGUCGCACUGGGCGACCCAGCAGUGCGACUUUGCGUGGUGCGUCUUGGUCAUGCUGGUGAACGCAGCGAUCCAUCCUGUCCAGGCAUACUGCCUCCAACACGUAUUGGAUCAUGCGUUUCCGUCCACGGCGAAUCGGUCGUCAGCCGACCGCCAAAUAGCAUUGCAUCGUGGCAUGGCCGGCCUCAUUGCCCUCUGUGUGCCGUUUGGGCUGAGCACGGUUGGCAUUGGCAUGCUGCAGUCUCGAAUGGUAGCCCGCGCCACCGCACGACUCCACUCGCGCUUGCUUCGCGUGGUCCUUGCCCAACCUGCCACGUACUUCGUCCACGACGCCAAGGUUGGAGACGUCACCAACGUGUUCGCCAGCGACGUGGCGCGUGUCAAUGCAUUAUGGCAAGGCGUGUUUUGGAACCUGCUGCACCCAGCAAUCGUGGCGGCGGCCGGGUUUGGCUACCUCCUCACGUGCGAUUUCCACACGGGGUGGCUCGCGCUGUGGGUUGCAAUCGUCGUCGUAUCAAGUGGUCCCCAAGGCCGAGCCGCCGCCAACUCGACUGCGUUUGGCGCGGCCAACGCUGACCUCACGGCGUCGUUUCAAGACACCCUCCACGGCCACGCAACGGUGGUCGUGUAUGGAAUGCAGCCGUCGAUCCAGGCCAAGUUUGACGCGAACGCCCAAGCGCUGUCGUCCAUCCAAUUCGCCAAGGACCUGUGGGCAACCCUCGUGCAAAUUUACGUCGAAGGGGCCAUGUACAUGUUUGUCGCUGUCGUGACGGCUGGGCUGGCCACAAGGGUUGUUUCGACGCACACGAUGACUCCUGGAGAAUUUGUGAGCUUCGUGGCGCUCUUGGGGCGCAUUUCGUCGCCCAUCACGGUGCUCGGGGGGUUUAUGCGCGUCGCGAUCGGCAACUCGAGCAGUUUGCAGCGCGUCGAUGCCCUACUCGCCCUCUCCAUCGACGCCCCGCCAGAGGACGCUCGUUCCAGCCCAUCGUCUCUGCCGUCGAACUCAUCUUCGACGACGACGCCAUCGUUGCAAGUGGCGUUGACCGUGUUCCAGGUGACCGUCCUGGUCAGUCCUGCAGUGACUGUCGUAUCGGACGUGUCGUUUACGUGUCGGCGAGGGUCCGUCACAUGCAUCGUAGGACCAAGUGGCAGCGGCAAGACGUCUGUGCUGCGCUGCCUCAUGCAAGCGGGGCCACCCCCCGCGUCGGGAUCGAUUUGGUGGGACGACGCGCUCUUGUCGUUGGCCCAUCAGAUUCAUGUCGGCGUGGUGUUCCAGCACCCGCGCUUCCUUCAAGGCACGAUUCGGGAGAAUCUGUGCUACGGCCAUCCCACCGCAUCCGACGCAGACUGCCACGACGCCAUUGUGAUGGCGCACUGCCUUGCAUUUGUCCACAAUCUGCCCAUGGGAAUCGACACAGACAUGGCGAGUGUGCAGUGGAGCGGAGGGCAACUUCAGCGACUGAGUUUGGCCCGCGCGUUGGUGCGGCGGCCUAGUGUACUGCUUUUGGACGAAGCGACGAGUGCGCUAGAUCAAGAGGCUGAAGCCGCAGUGAUGGCCACCCUCACGUGGCUUGCCAAAACCAACGGGACAGUCAUCGUCGCCGUGACACAUCGUCUGACAACCACGAAGAUGGCCGACCACAUUGUAGUUCUCCAUGCGGGACGCGUGGUGGAAUGUGGUCGACAUUCCGACUUGAUGGAGCGCCGUGGCGUCUUUUACGACUUGGCUCGUGCAAAUGGUGCAAUGGAUCAGUCGGACUACUACAUGUGCGACGAUGCAAGCGUGACGAGUGAAGAAGGCGAUCAUCAUGAUCGUGGGGAUGACUGCCAAGGUAGCAAUCACGGCGACGUGUACAUGGUGUUGUAA